UCUCCUCAUCAACUAAAAAACUCAAAAAACACCCCAAAACACCCUAAAAACAAUCCAAAAAUGUCCAUCUUCCUUACUUCUGCUCUUCUAAUCAUUUCAAUGAUUGCUAUGACCGAGGGAGCAGGCGAUCGAAGCGCUUCAACCUCUACUGGUUGUACAACCUAUUUUGGAAUGCUUGAUCACGCGGAUACCAAGGAAAAUAACAAAAGGAAAACUUUCAAACCCAACGUUGAAAACAUAUCCAACACCUUGAAAGUGACUGGUGGGGCUACGUUUAGCAAUACCUCGGUGGCUUUGGUUGUCGGUAAUGAGGUGUUAUGUAUGGCUAAGACAGAGGGUUCAGGCGAUUGCGGAAUGCGCAACGAAGCGUUGACUGGAACUAUGAAAUUUUUCAUUUCUGAGAAUAUUAUUGUUGAGGUUCCAUUCAAAGACGUUUUUUUCUUCACCGACAACAAGUGUGUCAUCCAGCUUGUAAGCUACAAUGUUGGAACGCAUGAAACUCUUCUCAAAAUUAAUGAUGUCGACUUCAAAAUUACCGCUACUGACAAGAAAAUUUCCCCGAAGGCUUGUACUAUGAAAAUGUGAGGGAUAAAUGUAAAGAAAGGGGAUAACAGAAAGUGUAAAUAUGGAAGGAUAAAAACGAAACAAAAAUUAAUGUGAAGUAAAAAAUAAAGAAAUUCAAGUAGAUUCCUUAAAAAACGAUAAACUUCACAAUAUCUGUCUCCUUUUGUUUAUAUUUUUUCGAAUAAAUCGCUUUAGCUGUUAAAUUGAAAGAGGUUUUAGCCGACAAAGAGGCUGUACUGGGAGUUUUAUUUAACAAGGUUAUU
Messenger RNA from Meloidogyne enterolobii, 827 nucleotides. NCBI's taxonomy places the organism in Eukaryota, Metazoa, Nematoda, Chromadorea, Rhabditida, Meloidogynidae. The record is from the annotation of a GenBank genome assembly.